AUGAGUUCCGACAAUUCCCAUGCCUCUAUUGAUUAUGCAACUUUUCAAUUUCCAACUUUUUCCAAAACAACAGAUGAUUUUAUUUCAUUUCGUCAAAAUAGAAAUUUUGGCAACAUCCAUGUUAGUGAAUUAGAUUCUUCCCCAGUGUCAAGAUUCCCAUAUAAACAAAUGUAUUCUGAUUUGGAUCUUGAUACAAGUAAAUACACUAUACUUGAGGAUGAUAUAGAAUUAAAAAAUGGAACUACAUCAAAUAAUUAUAAACUACUUCCUGGUUUAGAAAUUGGGUCUUGGGGUCAUAAAUUAAAUAGAAUUGGAAAAGGUCAAAAAAAAAUAAAACACAGUAAGCAAGAUCAUGUAUCUCAAGAUGGAUUCAUUAAUUUGCAUAGAUUUAAAAUUAUUAGGGCUAGAGUUCAAGAUAUGAAAUUGAAAAGAGAACAAAAGGUAUUUUUAUGUCCUUCAAAGAAGUCACAUUUUCAAAUGUGUCUUGAUAAUAUUGCAUCAAUAGAAACACCAGCUGGCAAGUCAAGGAGGGGGGUGCCCACCAAAUUAGUGGGAGAAAAUGGGGUGCGAGAUUAG
This is a messenger RNA of [Candida] anglica, 576 nucleotides long. The record is from the annotation of a GenBank genome assembly. NCBI's taxonomy places the organism in Eukaryota, Fungi, Ascomycota, Pichiomycetes, Serinales, Debaryomycetaceae.